AUGACGUCUUUGCAUCAUAACGAAGUGUUUUUUAUUGGAUCUUUAUUAAUUCUCCGAAUCCUUAUUGCUAUCUUUUCGACAUUGAAUAUUAUUCGAGAAAUAUUUCAAUUAAUUCGAGAAGUACUCAUUAUUGUACUUAUAUUGGUGUUUGGCUUUGCUGUCAGCUUUAAUAUGCUAUGUAAUAAUCAGAUUGGUUUAGCUGUAGGAGACAUCGCAGAAAUGGAAAAGCAAGCUUCACGACGUCGAUUAGUAGAUUUGGUUUAUUUUUUUACCGGCAUCGAAAAAAGUUUGCCCAAAUAUUUACGUAGAAGCUGUAAAUUGAUCAAGUUUGCUUGUACUGAAAAGGGAGAUAUAGAGGUCAAUAAAUUAGAUGCAAACGAAGUUAGGCAGCAAAAAUACUAUGAAGAUAUUAAGGAACAGAUAGGAAAAAUCGAGCGUAUACUAUUACAGCAGCAAUUAAGGCUAGAAUCUCUCGAAUCUGAAUUACAUUCCGUAAAAGCAUCUGAAUCUCCAUAA
This is a messenger RNA of Trichoplax adhaerens, 516 nucleotides long. RefSeq lists its product as uncharacterized. The record is from RefSeq and is a predicted model, not a curated record. The coding region runs from base 1 to 516 and encodes 171 amino acids. Lineage: Eukaryota; Metazoa; Placozoa; Uniplacotomia; Trichoplacea; Trichoplacidae. The transcript has 6 exons.